AUGGACACACAAAUUCCUAUCGCACUAGAAUCAUUUGGUUAUUUUAAUAUUAUUUUUAUUAUAUCUAUUAUCAGUAUGGAUUUUCACCGUCAUCUCCUAUUGUUUUCUUUUUACAUAUUAUUAAAAAUACUGACUAUAAGAUUAAAAAUUCUUAAUAAAUAUUUAACCGAUUGUAUAAACUUACAAAAUGAAAAUAAUACAAAAGUAGUUAUUUAUAAUAUAAAUAAAGACAUUUAUUAUCAUAACAAAGGGCGAGCAACGAAAAAUAAGAAGAUAAUUCGCCUAGCUGAAGCGUAUAAAAUCAUCGGCGAAGGGAAUAACUUAAUCAAUGAAAUUUUCGAAUUUCAGAAUUCAAUGAUCGUCGUGUUCACGUUCUCUUAUAUUAUAAUUACUCUUUGGAGUUCAAUAUAUUACUACCGUACUUUGAAAAUGUUACAUUCAUUUAUAGCAUUACCAUUACAAUGUAUAAUCGAAUUUAUUACAAUGGGCCUAAUGACCUACGCUUGUGAUAUGAUGAGUUCGGAACGUAAUGCUACUAAAAUAUUGGUCAACGAGUUAGUAAUGGACUAUGACUUGCCGAAAGCAAUGAGAAUUCAAGCUAAAGCUUUUAUGGAAAUAGUCGAAUUGUGGCCAAUGAAGACAUCUGCUUACGACAUGUUCCCUAUAAAUAUUCAGUUAAUUCUUAAGUUUGUUAGUGUAUCAACGACGUACCUUAUAGUAAUCAUUCAAGUAUCGCACUUUCUGUAG
Messenger RNA from Vanessa tameamea, 747 nucleotides. RefSeq lists its product as uncharacterized. Gene Ontology annotation, cellular component: membrane. The record is from RefSeq and is a predicted model, not a curated record. Bases 1 to 747 code for a protein of 248 amino acids. Gene Ontology annotation, biological process: sensory perception of taste. The transcript has 2 exons. Lineage: Eukaryota; Metazoa; Arthropoda; Insecta; Lepidoptera; Nymphalidae.